Molecule: messenger RNA, 1663 nt
Organism: Boleophthalmus pectinirostris (great blue-spotted mudskipper)
Lineage: Eukaryota; Metazoa; Chordata; Actinopteri; Gobiiformes; Gobiidae
Gene: cryz
Product: crystallin, zeta (quinone reductase)
Exons: 8
Coding region: 219-1208 (329 amino acids)
Cellular component (GO): cytosol
Molecular function (GO): mRNA 3'-UTR binding; NADPH binding; zinc ion binding
Source: RefSeq, a predicted model, not a curated record
AAGGAUUUUCUUUUUUUUAAAUAAAACCACAGCUAAUUGGAAAGAGACAACACCAGCAAAGCAAGAACACUUCACACUCCUCUCCACCAGGUGACGCCCCUGACCCAAACACUUAAAUACUGCGCAGGACGAAGUUGGCGUGCAGCAGUGGUUCUGUGGUGUGCAGACUGUCUGUGGUACAGAGUUGAGUGAACUGUCUGUAAAUUAAAAGUGUGGACAUGUCGGGCAGCAAGCUGAUGAAAGCGAUCCGAGUGAGUGAGUUUGGAGGUCCGUCUGUGCUCAAACUCUCCUCCGAUGUGAACGUCCCCAAACCUGGACCCAAACAGGUCUUGAUUCGAGUUCAUGCGUGUGGGGUGAAUCCAGUGGACACGUACAUUCGGAGUGGGACAUAUGUUAGAAAGCCUGCGCUGCCCUACACACCAGGGAGUGAUGUGUCGGGGGUAGUGCAGGAUGUGGGAGAGGGAGUGUCUGGCAUCAAGAAAGGAGAUCGAGUUUUCAGCACCUUCACAGUGACUGGAGGCUAUGCUGAGUUCACUGUUGCUGCUGAAGACUGUGUCUACAAACUGCCCGACAAUUUAGAUUUCACUCAAGGAGCUGCCAUUGGAAUCCCCUACUUCACUGCAUAUAGAGCUCUAGUUCACAAAGCAAGAGUCAAACCAGGGGAGACUGUGCUCAUCCAUGGAGCCAGUGGAGGAGUGGGAGUCGCAGCAUGUCAACUGGCCCGGGCUCUUGGACUCAAAGUUUUGGGGACUGCAGGGACCCCAGAGGGACUCAAGCUGGUUCUUAAUAAUGGGGCUCAUUUGGCUUUCAACCACAGGGAGGACGGGUACACAGACAAAAUAAUGGAAGCAACUGGUGGCGAAGGAGUUAAUGUGAUUGUGGAGAUGCUUUCAAAUGUGAAUCUUGAUAAAGAUCUGAAGAUGUUGGCCUAUGGAGGACGAGUUAUAGUGGUGGGCGCUCGAGGUUCCAUUCAGAUCGACCCCCGGGAUACAAUGACCAAAGAGAGUUGCAUCAUGGGAGUGGCACUUUUUUAUGCAACACGGGAGGAGCAGAUGGAGUGUGCAGCGUUCCUCUUCUCAGGGAUGGAGGCCGGAUGGCUGAAGCCCACUGUGGGACCUCAGUAUCCACUCCAAGAGGCACCUCAGGCUCACCACGACAUCAUAGAGUGUCCUGGAGCUUCUGGGAAAAUGGUCCUCACUAUGAAAUAAUGUUAUCCAUCUCAGGGCAGAGGUCAGGUCAGAAUCUAAAAUUAUGAUCAGUAUAAUAAUAAGAAUAUAAUGAAUAGUAAAAAAGGAUAAUUCACUAAUGCCAUGCUCGUAAUAUGCUAUCAUCAUGUGGUGCUGGUUUAAAUUAAUACUUUUAUACUAUGGCACUGGUUUUUACAAUUUUCACACCAAGUACUUGAUUUCUUUUAGAUGAUAUUAACUAUCAUACCUGAAGACACGAUAAAUGUUACUGAAACAAUGUACUCAACCAAAUGAACCAUUAAGAAAUAGAUUUCAUUGAUUUGAUGGCUAGACAAAAAUGCUAUAACUAGUUAAUGAAGAAUGCCUUUCACUCACUUUUGAUCACUUUUUAAAUAAUAAAACACUAUUUUGGUUUUGUAAUUUAUAAUGAAAUAAAAAUACAAUGAUUAAAAAGCAAAUAAAGUCAAAAUACAAGA